AUGGCAGCUAACAACCCAGGUGGCGCAAUGGCCGCAGAAAUCGAUGCCGAAGUCGAAGUCUUCAAGGAAAUUCAAGGCCAAUUGCAGAGUGUUCGGACUGACUUGCAAACAGUUCUUGGGCAAAUGACGGAGAAUGAAAUGGUACAAAAGGAGCUGGAAUUAGUGGAUAGUUCAGCUAGCGUUUAUAAGAUGGUUGGGCCCGUUCUCAUCAAGAAUUCACUGGAAGAUGCCAGAGACACCGUCAGCAAACGUUUGGAAUUUAUCACGGCCGAGCGGGACCGACUGGAAGCAAAAACGAAGGAACUUGAGACAAGGGGAGCAGCAAUUGCCACUAAGGUUCAACAAAUGCAAGCCACAUUGCAACAAGCAACUGUUGCCGCAGUGAACGAGGUUGCCAAGCAAGCGGCUUAG
This is a messenger RNA of Cylindrotheca closterium, 411 nucleotides long. The record is from the annotation of a GenBank genome assembly. Lineage: Eukaryota; Bacillariophyta; Bacillariophyceae; Bacillariales; Bacillariaceae.